UUAUUAAUCUCUGUAGACUAAAAUAUCAUUGGGAUAAAUAUAAUUUAUAGUAAUUAACACACAUUAUAUGCAUACUUUCAUAUAUACUCAUAAAUAAUAUCUAGUCCGCCAGAGCAAGGUCGCAAAGUAAACAAGAACAUUAAGGAAGUCUUUGAUCGUUCAUAUGAUGAAUUUGUUCUUUUGAAGGAACAAUUGAAUAAAGACCUGAACUUGUGUCUUCCGUUAUGAACCAAGUCACACGACUCUCUUUGUCAUUCUUUUCUCUCUCUCUCUCAUCUUAAAAAUUACUGGUGAUGUCUGCCAUAUUCAACUUUCAGUCUUUACUUUUAGUCAUUCUACUGACCAUCUGCACUUGUACUUACAUUCGAGCACAGGCACCUUCUUUAUUGGAUAGAAAUAAAACUGGUCUACUUGGCUUAUUCUGGAAAGCAGCAAGAAUAGGUGAAAGAUUAAGCCCUUAUGUUUCCCUUGCAUGCAUUGUGAUGAGUAUUACUUUAAUGAUUCAUUAAAAAUAAAGAAUUAU
Molecule: messenger RNA, 523 nt
Organism: Rhizopus microsporus ATCC 52813
Lineage: Eukaryota; Fungi; Mucoromycota; Mucoromycetes; Mucorales; Rhizopodaceae
Product: DUF1242-domain-containing protein
Exons: 3
Coding region: 294-509 (71 amino acids)
Biological process (GO): protein secretion; intracellular transport
Source: RefSeq, a predicted model, not a curated record